CAUAGCAACCGUUCUGUUGAUAGCAACCGUUCUGUUGAUAAACACCUCCAGACGGUUGACGUUAGCUCAACCAGUUAGCGCGAUGAACGUUGAACCAGAACGAGAGUCCGUCGUCAGGACAAGCGACGUCUAUAAAGUGGCGGACAAUCUACCAGAGCGGUUCAACAAUCCCCACUGUUUCCACGGUUACAGCCAGAAGAGCUCCAAUCCGCUCUACCAGACAUCCAACCAGGUGUACGGGAGCAAGAGACCCACUGUACACGAGAUGCCUACUCACUUCAACGGGACGUCGCGGCAGUUCUCUGAGGAGAAACUACGAAGCGGGAUGUUCCGGGAAAAUGGCUUCAACACUUUCUUGGAUAAAAACAGAAUCUCUGGGAAGGAUGCCACGACGACUCUGCAAAAUAGAAUCAGCUUCAACCACUGCUAUCUCCAUGGCAACUAGCACAGCAACUGCUGGCUGCACCAUGGUACUCAGUGGAGCCCGAGGCGGCUGUUGAAGUCAACGUGGUGAAACAUCUCCUCCCUCAAACAGACAUGUUCUCCUGUUUGCUGACAGAUCUGUGUCUGUGUUUUUCUACCACUGGCCGUUAAACCAACGAUGGUCCACCCAUGUGUCCGUCUGUCGAUAUAAAUAGUAUAUU
This is a messenger RNA of Gadus chalcogrammus (walleye pollock), 644 nucleotides long. It is a transcript of the gene pierce1, whose product is annotated as piercer of microtubule wall 1. The transcript has 3 exons. Gene Ontology annotation, biological process: axoneme assembly. The coding region runs from base 83 to 445 and encodes 120 amino acids. Gene Ontology annotation, cellular component: axonemal microtubule. Lineage: Eukaryota; Metazoa; Chordata; Actinopteri; Gadiformes; Gadidae. The record is from RefSeq and is a predicted model, not a curated record.